Molecule: messenger RNA, 477 nt
Organism: Malassezia vespertilionis
Lineage: Eukaryota; Fungi; Basidiomycota; Malasseziomycetes; Malasseziales; Malasseziaceae
Gene: SPO11
Product: endodeoxyribonuclease
Exons: 2
Coding region: 1-477 (158 amino acids)
Biological process (GO): meiotic DNA double-strand break formation; reciprocal meiotic recombination; meiotic DNA double-strand break processing
Cellular component (GO): nuclear chromosome
Molecular function (GO): ATP binding; DNA binding; DNA topoisomerase type II (double strand cut, ATP-hydrolyzing) activity
Source: RefSeq, a predicted model, not a curated record
AUGGGCGACCUCUAUUAUCGCGAUCCGGCGCUGUUUGAGUCGCAGAGAAUGGUCACGUCUCUGGUCCAUCGAAUCAGCGUGACGCUGCGCAGUCCACGGUCCGUGCUGGGCGUGUGUGCGUCGCCAAGCGGACUUGUGAUGGGGCCAGUCUACUUUGUGCACCAUACCAAGCGCGGCGGCGAGAAUACAUGGGAGAAGUUUAUACCCGAUCCAGGGAGUGUGCGAGAAGUGCACACGUCUGCCGAAUGGGUGCUCGUCGUGGAGAAGCACGCCGUGUACCAAACACUACAGACCUCCCACUUUCUCGAGCAGGGUCUCGUGUACGGAAUUACUGCGCCCGGCGCGCUCGUCACAGGCAAAGGCUACCCCGACCUUGCCACACGAUGGAUGCUGCGGGAACUUGCACAAAAAAUGCCUUCUCCACACAUCCUCUUCCUCCUCGAUGCGGAUCCACACGGCGUCGAUAUUUUUCGGUAG